AUGGGUCUUCUGGUCUUCUGGCUGCUGCUGUCCGCAUGUCUGACGUCAGGACACGGGUAUGACAUCCUGGACGACAUCUUCGGAGUGGAUCGACCUGCGAACAGAGUAAAACGACAGGAACAGGACAGUAACCAAUGCCUCAGCAACCCUUGUCAGAACGACGGCAUCUGUCUAGACGCGGACGGCGAGUACUCGUGUCUCUGCCAGGCUGGCUGGAAAGGAGUCAAUUGCGAUCAAGUCCUGACUAGACCAGACAACAAGGGGAAAGAGUUCAUGUUUGGAUUUCUUCAAAAUUUUGACGACACGCCGAAGUUGGAGGUUUUCGUCACCACCUCCAGUGCGACCCCGGUGGAAGUCACCAUCUCCGCCCCGGGAGUCAACUUCUUCCACCAGCUGUCAGUCGUCAAUGGGGCCAUUGUGAUCGUGGACGUCCCAGCAGAGCUGCAGCUAUUUGCAAGCGAGAAGGCGCGAAAGGGUAUAUACAUCAGCGCAGAAUCCGAAGUCAUCGUCUACGGCGUCAACAAGUACAGGGCCACGACUGACGGGUUCCUCGCUCUCCCAGUGGAUGUUCUCGGCACCGACUACUACGUCGCUUCGUACACGCCAAUUUCCUCCACGCUUUAUUCCGAAUUCGGCAUUUUUGGAGUCUCCAAUCAAACUAAAGUGACUGUGACGUUGUCGGACGAUGCGUAUUUCCUAGAGAGGCGUUACGACGCGGGGAGUACCAUCGUGUUCACUCUGAACCGGUUUGAGGCGGUGCAGAUACGGGGUAGGGGGCCGACUGCCGACCUGACGGGAACCCACGUGGUGUCUGACCAACCGGUGUCCCUGCUGUCCGGAAGCAGGUGCACCAACGUUCCGCAAGGGAUCACCGCCUGCGACCACCUGGUGGAACACAUUCCGCCCGUCCUCACCUGGGGGCUCAAGUUCGUCACCGUCCCGCUGGCUAUGCGGCACGGCGGCGAUGUCUUCCGCAUCGUCGCUUCCGAGGACGGCACCGACGUAGACGUAGCCGGCGUGGGAAGCCGUACGAUGAACGCCGGGCAGUGGUGGGAGCUUGACAUCGCCUCAGACGAGCAGCACCUAGUAACAGCAUCCGCUCCAGUUAUGCUGUUACAGUACAGCAAAGGAAAGGACGCGGACGGAGUCAACAGCGAUCCGUUCAUGAUGUACGUGCCGCCUAAUGAGCAGUUUGCCGCCGACUACACUUUCGGAACCGUCGACUCGCCGUCUUCUCCCUACACCAGCUACGUCAACGUCAUCAUCGACGGGAACAAGACAGCUGGACUGACGCUGGACGGGAAGGAUCUCGACGCCGGUACAGUCUGGAGUGAGAUCCCGGGUACAGAUCUGGUCUCCACGCAACUCAACAUCAAAAACGGCACGCACAAGAUCAAGCAUUUCUCCGCCAUCGUGCCCUUUUCCAUCUUUUACUACGGGUUCGCGUCGUACGAUUCAAUAGGUUUUCCUGGCGGUUUCCGGCUGGCCAGUUUCCCCAAAGACUGUAAGAAGAUGGAGCCGGUGCCUGGAGACGGAAUUGACAAUGACUGUGACAGACGUGUGGACGAAGAACUGCUCAACGGAAUUGACGACGACAAUGACGGCCAGAUCGACGAAGACAUAGCCGACCUCAACCAUGACGUCAACGAAUGUGACCUGCGAUUGGACAACUGUCACCCUGACGCUGACUGCAUCAACACGCACGGGUCGUACAAGUGCCGAUGUCGGCCUGGCUUCACCGGGGACGGAACGGACUGCUGGGACCGUGCUAUCUGCCAGGCGUUUGCCGACCCGCAUUUCAUAUCGUUUGACGGGACGCUGCACCACUACCAGGGCCACUGCACCUACACCCUGGCUAAAACCUGUCCGACCAGCAUCACUACGGACCUGCCCAGCUUCGACGUGGAGGUAAAACUGGAGCCGCGGAGCAACCCUCGUGUCACCUGGGUCAGAGAGGUGUGCGUCACGGUGUUCGAUCGCACCAUCGUGUUCAAGAAGAACAAAGUCGUUCUAGUUGAAGGUCUAUUCGUCCUUCUGCCGGCCAACCCCCACCCGGAGGUCAGAGUUCGGCAGGUAGGUCGUUACGUCACCAUGGAGGCAGACUUCGGACUCCGGGUCUCCUUUGACGGCGUGCACCGCGUGCAGGUCGUCCUGCCGAGCACGUACACGGGCGCCACAUGCGGUAUCUGCGGGAACUACAACAGAGACACGGCAGACGACUACCUCACACCGGACGGCAUACUGGCGGGAAACGUUAUCGACUUCGGGGACUCUUGGAGGGUUCCAAAAGAGGGAGAAAUCUGCCAAGAAAGACCGGAUCCCCCUGACGACUGUGACGAGGAACUGCAGCUGAUCGCGGCUGACAUCUGCAGUGUCCUGACGGACCCGACAGGCGUUUUCUCACCCUGCCACCAAGUCAUAGACCCAGCGUUUAUGAGGACAACUUGUGAAUAUGAUGUCUGCUCCAUUUUCGAAGACAACACCAUAGCACUUUGCGCCAACCUGCAAGCGUACGCAGACACGUGCAUAGAAGCAGGCGUCGACCUGGGUGCCUGGAGGAACGAAGACUUGUGCCCGUUAACCUGUCCAGACAACAGCGAGUACAACUCCUGCGCGAGCCCCUGCCCGGCCACGUGUGCGGACGUGUCGGCGCCGUUCUACUGCAGUGAGAAUGAGUGUGUGGAGAGUUGUGAGUGUAAGACUGGGUAUGUCCUGGAUGGAGAGACCUGCGUACUGAGGGAGCAGUGUGGGUGCUUCAACGACGGCACAUAUUAUAUGAUCGGAGACAGAUGGACGGAGGACUGUAGCCGUGAGUGUGAGUGUAGCGGGAAGAACGACAUCCAGUGUGUGGACAUCAGCUGUCACGACGCGGCGUUCUGCGGGACUGUGGACGGGAUCCAGGGAUGUCACUGCUCCCCGGGAUACGUCGGCAACGGGUCGUUCUGCGAAUUUUACGACCCAUGUAAUAGCAACCCUUGCCUAAAUGGUGGUAUCUGUACGGAAGAGGACAACGGUGGGUACAGCUGUGAGUGCGUCGGGCAAUGGAGCGGGGCAAACUGCGAUGAAGGGUCCAUCUGCAGAGCUACUGGAGACCCCCACUACCACACGUUCGACGGCAGAUCGUUUGAGUUCCAGGGUCCGUGCAGGUACACUCUCACCAAGGACAUCAGUAACGGCGUCAACUUUAACAUAGAGAUCCAGAACCGACCGCUGUCUAUCUCCCCAGCUGUGGCGGUCGUGCGAGAGAUGUACGUGGAAGUGCACGGGUACAGCAUCUCAAUCAUAGGCAGGAACAUACAGGUUGACGGCAUAAACCACACCCCACCUGCCAUUCUUGGAGACGGAGAGGUCAAGAUCUUCAUAUCCGGUCGUUUUAUCGUGGUGGAAGCAGAUUUCGGUCUAGAGGCGUCCUUUGAUGGACAACAUUACGCAAUGGUGUUUGUUCCCGGGUCGUAUGCCGGACUUACCCGAGGUCUCUGCGGCAUCCUGAAUGGCAACCCGAUGGACGACUCCCUAACAUCCGGAAACACGCUGGCCAGGGACUGGAAUGACUUCGGGCUUAGCUGGCUGAUAGGAGAGUCGUGGGGAGUUGGCUGUGACGUGGUGUGUGAGUGUGUGAGCACCGACAAUAUACAAUGCAGAGAGGUGCAGUGUCACGAAAACGCCUGGUGCGGAGUCCAGCACGGCAGGCAGGGGUGUCACUGUAACAACGGUUACAGCGGGGACGGUGUCACCUGUGAAGCGACGGCAAUUUGCAGGGCUUCAGGCGAUCCUCACCACAGAACAUACGACAACCGCGUUCACUGGUUCCAGGGCCCGUGUAUGUACACCCUAACCCGGGACCUGGGACAAGACUCCAAGUUUAACGUGGAGGUACAGAACGAGCCACUGCCCUGGCUGACAAGCCUUUCCGUGGUGAGAGAAGUGUACGUGGAAGCUUACUUUUACCGCAUCGGGAUACUUCAGCGCAAGAUUGUGACGGUAAAUGAUGAAAUCUACUCGUUGCCCUUUCGUCUGGCCGGCGGAAGGAUACAAGUUCGGCUGAGCGGUCGGUUUGUCCUGGUCCAGUUAGACAUCGGCGUGAAGGUUUACUACGAUGGAUAUCACUACUCCAAGGUUGUACUUCCAGCGGAGUACCAAGACCAGGUGGGCGGUCUGUGCGGGAACUACAACAACGACCCAAGCGACGACUUCAUGAUGCCCUCCGGGAUCACUUCAUCCGACCUGAACUUCUUUGGGCAGAGCUGGAUCGUAGAUGCAUCAACUUGUCCAGGUGGCGAGGUUGGCCCCAUCCCUGAUCCUCCCAGCUGUAACCCACGUGUUCAGGCGGCAGCUGAAGCAGCUGACAGGUGCGGCCUGAUCACAGAUGUCGACGGUCCGUUUGCCAGCUGUCACGCCGCGGUGGAUCCACAGUCUUUCUACGACGACUGCGUGUUCGACAUCUGCGCACGGGACGGGGAUGUCCUCGGCCUUUGCCAGACCCUGGAGGUUUACUCUGACACGUGUACGGAUAACGGCGUGGCGCCAUUUUCAUGGAGGGCCAGCAACAGAUGCCCCGGAGAAUGUCCACCAGACAGCACGUUCUAUGCCUGUACGAGCCCAUGUCCUGCAACCUGCUCGGAUCCCGACGCUCCGAACAACUGCCCGGAGCAAUGUGUGGAAGGCUGCGCCUGUAAUCCCGGCUUCGUACUGAGUGGACAGAGCUGCGUCCCAGAGGAAGAGUGCGGAUGUACCAACAAGGACGAUCGCUACUUUCUGCUGGGAGAACGCUGGGGAGCUGACCGGUACGACUGCGUCUGUACCCCGGGAAACAACAUCACAUGUGAGCCGCUGGAGUGUAACCCUGAGGAAGGCUACGACUGGAUGAUUCUGGACGGUGUCUAUGGAUGUAUCUGUGUAGACGACCGCUGCGCUGAAUGUGAGGACGACUGUUCAGACCACGCAACCUGCCGCCUGAUAGACCUGCAGCCCACCUGUGUCUGUGAUGACGGCUAUGAAGGGGACGGCUUGACUUGCGAAAAUAUUGACGACUGCGACCCUAACCCUUGUCAGAACGGAGGCACCUGUACUGACGGCGUCGAUUCCUUCACUUGUGACUGCAUCAUCGGCUUCGAGGGGUACACGUGUAGAAUAUAUGUUGGCAAGUGCGACCCCAAUCCGUGUCAAAAUGGAGGGAACUGUACCGAGGGCCAGGAUUCGUUUGAAUGCGCCUGCGGAGUAGGAUUCCUCGGCAUUUUCUGUGAAACAAAUAUUGAUGACUGUGACCCGAACCCAUGUCUAAACGGAGGUAACUGUACGGACGAGGUGAAUGACUACACCUGUGACUGUGUAGCAGGGUAUAUAGGUGAUCAGUGCGAAACAGAUGUUGAUGACUGUGCCUCUAACCCAUGUCUAAACGGCGGUUCAUGCCUUGACGGUGUCAACUCCUUCUCUUGCGAUUGUGUGCCUGGAUUUGAGGGGGUUCUUUGCGAAACAAAUUUUGAUGACUGCGCCCCGCAUCCAUGUCAAAAUGGAGCUAUCUGUGUGGACCAGGUGGACUCGUACAGAUGUAUCUGUCAAGACGGAUUCGUUGGGGACUGGUGUGAAGAAAAGAUCGAUGAAUGCGAGUCCGACCCUUGCCAGAACGGCGGAACCUGCACGGACGCAGUGGCUAUGUUCAUCUGUGACUGUGUGUCAGGAUAUGAAGGCGUUGCUUGUGAAAUAAAUAUAGACGACUGUGCCUCCACCCCAUGCCUGAAUGGAGCUAACUGCACGGAUGGGCUGAAUGAGUACUCCUGUACCUGCGCAUCAGGAUUCGUCGGUACCCACUGUGAAACAAAUGUGGACGACUGUGACCCUGACCCAUGUGAAAAUGGCGGGACAUGCAUUGACGGCGUGGACUCGUUCACGUGCGAGUGUGCAUCAGGAUUCGCUGGGGAAACCUGUGAAGCAAACGUCGACGAAUGUGACCCUAGCCCUUGUCAGAAUGGGGCAACAUGCAUUGAUGAAGUGGACCGGUACAGGUGUGAAUGUGCACCGGGAUUCGAAGGCGUCAACUGCGAAGAAGACACCGAUGACUGUGACCCUAAUCCAUGUGAAAACGGAGGCAUCUGUACUGACCGUGUCAACUCCUACACGUGUACCUGUACCGAGGGAUACUUUGGACUCAACUGUGAAUCAUUUUUCGACUUCUGCGAUCCCAACCCUUGUCAAAACGAAGGCAUAUGUACACCUAAAGCGGAGGGUGGGUACAACUGUACCUGUGGAUCAGGAUUCACUGGGAACUGGUGUGAAUCAGAGCUUGAAGAAAGUGAAAAUGACGAUGAUAGUGACACCACCACCUCCGAAGGUGAAGACACCAGUGACGUAACGGAAGGCGACGACACUAGUGACGUAACGGAGUCUUCUUCUGAAGAUGAGGAUAGCAGUGACACAUCUGAGUCUGAAGGUUUCGAUGCCUGCGACCCGAACCCUUGCCAAAACGGAGGAAUGUGUUCACCUGAUCCACUGGAAUUUUACUCAUGUACCUGUGAAUCAGGAUUCACUGGGCACUGGUGUGAAUCAGAACUUGAAGAAAGUGAAAAUGACGAUGGAAGUGACACCACCAGUUCCGAAGCUGACGACACUAGUGACGUAACGGAGUCUUCUUCUGAAGAUGGAACCGGAGGUGACGACACAAGUGACGUAACGGACUCUUCUCCUGAAGAUGGCACCGGAGGUGACGACACCAGUGACGUAACGGACUCUUCCUCUAAAGAUGGAACCGAAGGUGACGACACUAGUGACGUAACGGAGUCUUCUCCUGAGGAUGGCACCGGAAGUGACGACACUAGUGACGUAACGGAGUCUUCUCCUGAAGAUAACACCGGUAGUGACGACACUAGUGACGUAACGGAGUCUUCUCCUGAGGAUGGCACCGGAGGUGACGACACUAGUGACGUAACGGAGUCUUCUCCUGAGGAUGGCACCGGAAGUGACGACACUAGUGACGUAACGGACUCUUCUCUUGAAGAUGGCACCGGUGGUGACGACACAAGUGACGUAACGGAGUCUUCUCCUGAAGAUGGCACCGGAGGUGACGACACUAGUGACGUAACGGACUCUUCUCCUGAGGAUGGCACCGGUGGUGACGACACCAGUGACGUAACGGACUCUUCCUCUGAAGAUGGCACCGGAGGUGACGACACCAGUGACGUAACGGACUCUUCCUCUGAAGAUGGCACCGGAGGUGACGACACUAGUGACGUAACGGACUCUUCUCUUGAAGAUGGCACCGGAGGUGACGACACUAGUGACGUAACGAACUCUUCUCCUGAAGAUGGCAAGGGAGGUGACGACACUAGUGACGUAACGGACUCUUCUCCUGAAGAUGGCACCGGAGGUGACGACACUAGUGACGUAACGGACUCUUCUCCUGAAGAUGGCACCGGAGGUGACGACACUAGUGACGUAACGGACUCUUCUCCUGAAGAUGGCACCGGAGGUGACGACACUAGUGACGUAACGGAGUCUUCUCCUGAAGAUGGCACCGGAGGUGACGACACUAGUGACGCAACGGAGUCUUCUCCUGAAGAUGGCACCGGAGGUGACGACAGUAGUGACGUAACGGACUCUUCCUCUAAAGAUGGCACCGGAGAUGACGAUACUAGUGACGUAACGAACUCUUCUCCUGAAGAUGGCACCGGAGGUGACGACACUAGUGACGUAACGAACUCUUCUCAUGAAGAUGGCACCGGAGGUGACGACACUAGUGACGUAACGGACUCUUCUCCUGAAGAUGGCACCGGACGUGACGACACUAGUGACGUAACGAACUCUUCUCUUGAAGAUGGCACCGGAGGUGACGACACUAGUGACGUAACACACUCUUCUCCUGAAGAUGUCAUCGGACGUGACGACACUAGUGACGUAACACACUCUUCUUCUGAAGAUGGCACCGGAGGUGACGACACUAGUGAUUUAUCGGACUCCUCUACUGAAGAUGGCACAAGAGGUGAAGACACUAGUGACGUGGCGGACUCUUCUUCUGAAGAUGGCACAGCCAGCUCUGAAGGUGGCGACACUAGUGACGUUUUGGACUCUUCUACUGAAGAUGAUACCACAAGCUCCGAAAAUGGCAACACUAGUGACGUAACAGACUCUUCUUCUGAAGAUGACAACGUUAGCUCCAAAGAUGACGACACUAGUGACAUAUUGGACUCUUCAACUAAAGAUGGCACCGCCAGCUCUGACAAUAACGACACUAGUGACGAAACGGUCUCUUCUUCUGAAGAUGGCAAAGCCAGCUCGGAAGUUGACGAAAGUUCAGAAUCAGGUCAGUCCUCAGAAGGAGACAACGAAAGCUCAGAAUCAAGCCAGUCCUCUGAGGGAGACAACGAGAGUUCAGAAUCAAGUCAGUCCUCUGCGGAAGACAACGGAAGUUCAGAAUCAAGUCAGUCCUCUGAGGAAGACAACGGAAGUUCAGAUUUAGGUCAGUCCUCUGCGGAAGACAACGAAAGUUCAGAAUCAAGUCUGUCCUCUGCCGAAGACAACGAGAGUUCAGAAUCAGCCAGUGAGGACGAAAACGAGAGUUCAGAAUCAGGUCAGUCCUCUGAGGGAGACAACAAAAGUUUAGAAUCAAGUCAAUCCUCUGAGGGAGACAACGAAAGUUCAGAAUCAGGUCAGUCCACUGUGGGAGACAACGAAAGUUCAGAAUCAGGCCAGUCCUCUGAAGGAGACAACGAAAGUUCAGAAUCAGAUCAGUCCUCUGAAGGAGACAACGAAAGUUCAGAAUCAGAUCAGUCCUCUGAAGGAGACAACGAAAGUUCAGAAUCAGAUCAGUCCUCUGAAGGAGACAACGAAAGUUCAGAAUCAAGUCCGUCUUCCGCCGAAAACAACGAGAGGUCAGAUUCAGGUCAGUCCUCUGGGGGAGACAUUGAAAGUUCAGAAUCAGAUCAGUCCUCUGAAGGAGACAACGAGAGUUCAGAAUCAGGUCAAACCUCUGAGGGAGAAAACGAAAGUUCAGAAUCGAGCCAGUCCUCUGCAGAAGACAACGAAAGUUCGGAAUCAACUCAAGCCAGUGAGGACGAAAACGAGAGUUCAGAAUCAGGUCAGUCCUCUGAGGGAGACAACGAAAGCUCAGAAUCAAGUCAGUCCUCUGAGGGAGACAACAUAAGUUUGGAAUCAACUCAAGGUAGUGAGGACGAAAACGAGAGUUCAGAAUCAGGUCAGUCCUCUGAUGAAGACAACAAAAUUUUAGAAUCAAGUCAAUCCUCUGAGGGAGACAACGAAAGUUUAGAAUCGAGCCAGUCCUCUGAGGGGGACAACGGAAGUUCAGAAUUAGGUCAGUCCUCUGCGGAAGACAACGAAAGUUCAGAAUCAAGUCUGUCCUCUGCCGAAGACAACGAGAGUUCAGAAUCAGAAUCGAGCCAGUCCUCUGCGGAAGACAACGAGAGUUCAAAAUCAAGCCAGUCCUCUGCGGAAGACAACGAAAGCUCAGAAUCAGGUCAGUCCCCUGCGGGAGACAACGAAAGUUCAGAAUCAGGUCAGUCCACUGAGGGAGACAACGAAAGUUCAGAAUCAAGUCAAGGCAGUGGGGAAGACAACGGAAGUUCAGAAUUAGGUCAGUCCCCUGCGGAAGACAACGAAAGUUCAGAAUCAGGUCAAUCCACUGAGGGAGACAACGAAAGUUCAGAAUCGAGCCAGUCCUCUGCGGAAGACAACGAAAGUUUAGAAUCAAGUCAAGGCAGUGGGGAAGACAACGGAAGUUCAGAAUUAGGUCAGUCUCCUGCGGAAGACAACGGGAGUUCAGAAUCAGGUCAGUCCUCUGAGGGAAACAACAAAAGCUCAGAAUCAAGUCAGUCCUCUGAGGGAGACAACGAAAGUUCGGAAUCAACUCAAGCCAGUGAGGACGAAAACGGGAGUUCAGAUUCAGGUCAGUCCUCUGAUGAAGACAACAAAAGUUUAGAAUCAAGUCAAUUCUCUGAGGGAGACAACGAAAGUACAGAAUCAGGUGAGUCCUCUGAGGGGGACAACGAAAGCUCAGAAUCAAGUCAGUCCUCUGAGGGAGAUAACGAAAGUUCAGAAUCGAACCAGUCCUCUGCGGAAGACAACGAAAGUUUGGAAUCAACUCAUGCCAAUGAGAACGAAAACGAAAGUUCAGAAUCAGGGCAAGCCUCUGAGGGAGACAACGAAAGUUUAGAAUCGAGCCAGUCCUCAGCGGGAGACAACGAGAGUUCAGAAUCAGACAACGAAAGUUCAGAAUCAGAUCGGUCCUCUGAAGGAGACAACGAAAGUUCAGAAUCAAGUCUGUCCUCUGCCGAAGACAACGAGACUUCAGAAUCAAGUCAGUCCUCUGACCUAGACAGCGAAAGUUCAGAAUUAGGUCAGUCAUCUAAGGAAGACAACAAAAGUUCAGAAUCAGACAACGAGACUUCAGAAUCAGGUCAGUCCUCUGACCUAGACAGCGAAAGUUCAGAAUUAGGUCAGUCAUCUGAGAAAGACAACGAAAGUUCAGAGUCAGGUCAGUCUCCUGCGGGAGACAACGAAAGUUCAGAUUCAGGUCAGUCCUCUGAGGGAGACGACGAAAGUUCAGAAUCAAGUCAAACCACUGAGGAAGACAAAGGGAGCUCGGAAUCGAGUCAGGCUUCUGAGGAAGACAACGGAAGUUCAGAAUCGAAUCAGUCCUCUGAGGGAGACAACGAAAGUUCAGAAUCAAGUUGGUCCUCUGCGGAAGACAAGGAAAGUUUAGAAUCAGGUCAGUCCUCUGCGGAAGACAAGGAAAGUUCAGAAUCAGGUCAGUCCCCUGCGGGAGACAACGAAAGUUCAGAAUCAGGUCAGUCCCCUGCGGGAGACAACGAAAGUUCAGAAAUAGGUCAGUCCUCUGCGGAAGACAAGGAAAGUUCAGAAUCAGGUCAGUCCCCUGCGGGAGACACUGAACGUCCAGAAUCAGAAUCAGGUCAGUCAUCUGAGGAAGACAACGAAAGUUCAGAAUCAGGUCAGUCCUCUGACCUGGACAGCGAAAGUUCAGAAUCAGGUCAGUCCUCUGCGGAAGAAAAUGAAAGUUCAGAAUCAGGUCAGUCAUCUGAGGAAGACAACGAAAGUUCAGAAUCAAGUCAGUCCUCUGCGGAAGACCUCGAAAGUUUAGAAUCAAGCCAGUCCUCUGCGAAAGACAACGAAAGUUCAGAAUCAGGUCAGUCCUCUGACCUAGACAGCGAAAGUUCAGAAUCAGACAGCGAAAGUUCAGAAUCAGGUCAGUCCUCUGCGGCAGACAACGAAAGUUCCGAAUCAGGUCAGUCCUCUGAGGGAGACAACGAAAGUUCAGAAUCAAGCCAGUCCUCUGCGGAAGACAACGAAGGAGACAACGAAAGUUCAGAAUCAAGCCAGUCCCCUGGGGAAGACAACGAAAGUUCAGAAUCAGGUCAGUCCUCUGCGGAAGACAACGAAAGUUCAGAAUCAGGUCAGUCCACUGAGAUAGAUAGCGAAAGCUCAGAGGAAGACAGCACAAGUUACGACGGUGAAGAAGGGGUCAUUAGUGACGCUGUUGAAUCAAGCAUGUCAACUGACGAAGACAACGUACGCAACUCUAUCGAACUUGUGUCUAGUGACUCUAGCAGUUUAAAUGAAGGCCAAAUCCUCAGCUCUGAGAGUGAAGAUUCUAGUGCAGCCAGUGACUAUACCAACAACGUUGAAAGUGACACCAGUCAGCUAAACGAUGAGGAGGACAGUAGUACAACGAGUUCCGACGAUGAUAGUUAUGAUUACGGUAAUAUCGCCUGUUCGCCCAACCCAUGUUUGAAUGGAGGCAGGUGCACUGCUGAUGGUUUCUACUACGAGUGUUCCUGCAGUCCGGGAUAUGAAGGAUACUGGUGUGAAAACGAAGUAGAAGAUAACGUCGAUAUCCCGGCUGAAGAUAGUGAAAGCGGCGUUUCCACUUCCGAAAAUGGAGAUGAGACCGACGACUCUACGUCUGACGAUGAAGAUGGCAGUAACGCCUCCUCGUCCAACGUUGAAGACAACAGCGAUGCCACCAUGCCUAGCGAAGACGAUGACAGUAGCACAUUCACGUCAGAAGACGAGGACGAAAGCGAAGUGUCCACUUCCGAGGAUGAGGAUGAAAUUGACACGCCUUCCUCCGACGAAGUUGAUGCUUCAUCUUCGGAAGAUGUGGAUGAAAGUGAUUCAUCUACUUCUGUUGAUGACAGUGAAGACAAGUGCAACCCUAACCCAUGUCAAAAUGGAGGCACAUGCAACGAUGACGGAACUUGUACCUGCGAACGUGGAUUUGAGGGCAUUUUGUGCGAAACAGAAAUAGAUUACUGUGACCCGAACCCUUGUCAGAAUGGAGCGACAUGUAACCAGGGUGACAACACAUUCGUCUGUGUGUGUGCUCCUGGAUUUAGCGGCCGCAUCUGUGAUAUAACAACUUCGGUCUGUAUGGUCUACGGAGAUCCUCACCACAAAACGCUGGACGGUUACCACCACCACUUCCAAGGCUGGUGCAGGUACACCCUAGUUAAGGACCUUGGCAUUGCUGCGGACUUCAACGUAGAGGUACAGAACGAACGGCUGCCGUGGAUUCCGAGUGCUUCCGUCGCGAGAGAAGUGUAUGUUGAUGCGUAUGGAUACCGAGUGGGUAUACUUCAAGGCAAGACUGUGACGGUUGGCGGGGAGGUCUCGUCGCUGCCAUUCAGCCUAGCUGACGGCAGGAUGCAGGUCCAGUUAAGCGGAAGGUUCGUGAAGAUUCAGACGGAACUUGGCGUCGAGGUCUCCUACGAUGGGUACCACUUUGGCAAGGUCGUGGUUCCAUCCAACUACAAAAACCAGGUGGGCGGUCUGUGUUCUAUGGAGUGUCCAGCAAACAGUACGUUCUCUCCGUGUGCACAUGCGUGUCCUGCAACGUGCACGGACCGCAACGCUCCCAACAACUGCCAGCAGAAAUGUGUGGAAGGCUGCGACUGUGAUCCUGGCUUCGUACUGAGUGGACAAAACUGCGUCCCAGAGGAACAGUGUGGUUGCGCCCACGACGACGGACGCUACUUUGUGCUGGGAGAACGUUGGGCAGAAGAAGGCCAGGAGUGUGUCUGUGAAGAAGGGAAUACGAUUACUUGUGAGCUCGACAGGUGCCUCGACGUUGACUGUGGAGACAAGAAACGGGAAUGCGUGAAUGUUCCGGGCGGGUAUGAGUGCCAAUGCAGGCAACCCACCUACAAGGAAAUUGCUGGGAAGUGCAGAGGUUUUCUAACUUACACCGUGGCAACACGCAUGCUGUCGCAUGACUUUUACGACGAGCUGUACGACACAAACUCCAAAGAGUUUAGAUCGCUUGUGCAGGAACUCAGGACAGUGCUACGAGACCUCUAUGCCGAAGGAACGCUGACCAAAGACGAGUUUCUCGACAUGGACAUCCGCACGUUCCUACCGGGAAGUAUCAUCGCCCACUACAAGAUCUUCCUGCCGGACGACAGCCCCUUGUUCCUGAGAGCUGGAGACGACGUGCCGUACAUUCUGCAGGAGACCCUGAAGGAACGGGCCAAGGCUCACAACGGGACACAUCUGCUCAUAGAACACGAACAGGGACACCAGGUUUCAGAUUAUGAUGAGUGCGCGUCAUCAGAGGACAACCACUGCUCGCCUUUCGCCACGUGUCAAAACAUCAUCGGGCACUACAAGUGCGCUUGCCAGGAUGGGUUUGAGGACAUAUCAGCGGACUAUGACGACCCACCAGGCCAUGUGUGCAAAGAAGUUACGGUGACGACCUCUCCAGUCAUGUGGGUGGUCUUGGCUGUGGGCUUGGCUCUUCUGGCUGCAGUUCUCAUACUGUUCGCUUGGCGCGUUCGUCUGGGGCGAGCAGAGAACCACAAGGACGUAGAAGGAUAUAAGAACAUCGGAAGUUCUCCGAGGAUGUUGACCACGAACACAGCCGAAGUUGUAACCGAAGAGGACUAA
Molecule: messenger RNA, 13905 nt
Organism: Branchiostoma belcheri (Belcher's lancelet)
Lineage: Eukaryota; Metazoa; Chordata; Leptocardii; Amphioxiformes; Branchiostomatidae
Exons: 60
Coding region: 1-13905 (4634 amino acids)
Molecular function (GO): calcium ion binding
Source: RefSeq, a predicted model, not a curated record